AUGAUCAAAGCUACCUUCUACAGCCGAUUCGACACUCAGUCAGGCAUGCAACCCCCGCAACACCUCAAUCAUCAUCACCAUCAACAACCCACCACCCUUGUCGUUCACCAAGUUCCCGAUGGAGCUAUCGUCCCAUCUCCUACCGCACCGCCAGGAACUUCUCCCCUCUUCAGCUUCUCAGACGUCUCGUUCUUCGUAAUCCCACGACAAGAGCUAUGCGGGAACCUCAUCCACGUCUGCACCGGCGGACACAGAAUCCUCGGAUCCCCCGUCUGCAUGAAGUCGCCUCGCUACGAUCGGAAUGAAUUCAUAUUUAAUUUCUGCAUCGUGUUGAACGAAGAGGACGAGUGGGGGACGUAUAAGAGUCUGGUGCAGAAGUUGGCACAUCUGAUGUGCGGGCUGGAAGAGCAGUCAGGCUUCUUGUCGAAGGAUACCUCCAAGGACGGGGAAGGGAAGAUAUACAGCCUGUGUGAAACGCUGAUGGAGGAUUUGAAUAACUUUUAUGAGUGCAUGAUUCCAAUUGAUGAAUUGAAUACCCUUAAUGUCAAGUUGUUCCCGCUAUACCCUUCCCCGCCUAUCGUCAAAGCAUGGCAUGUUCCUCUUUUCACUGUUCGAUGUGAGACCUUCAUGGAUGAGAACUGGGAUCUGACUAUGAGAAGGAUCGUUCCAUAUAUAAAUGGAAUCAACAGCGUUCGAAAGAUCUCCAUUCUGUCCGAUGCGGAUUUCACUCUCACUUGCCGCGCAAUACGCCAUCUAAUAUAUUACGGAUGUGCAUUUCUUCUGGAUAUCUUCUCUUUCUCAGCCAUAUACGCCCCAACUGCGGAGUUCAGUUCGACCAUCGUCACAGACAAAAAGAUGCAGUGCGAAUGUGCUCGAUAUGUCAACAUACGCUUUUCGCCCGUCAGUGAACCCUCACCUGUGACUAGAUCUACUGCUGCUCUAGGCGGAUCGUCAUCUACUUCCAAUCUCCAGAGGGCGUCUAUAUCUCAUUCUGGCCAUGGGAUACAUGUUACCAAUGACGAUCCGUGGGUGGAACAUGAUAGCAUCUGGCCAAAGAUCGAUACUUCCAUUCCAUCUGCGUCCGGCAAGGGCUCAGGCAAAUUCGGCUCGAGGACAAUUGUCGAUGGAGUCGGCCUUAUCGAGUUAUAUUCGAGCCUGAGACAGGGUCAGACCGUCAAACAAUGGUAUCUAAAGCAUAUGCGCGAACUUGCAAAUAUUGAUGUACGCCGCUUCAUCACCUUUGGCGUUAUCAAGGGCUUUUUGUACCGAGUACAUAAGUAUCCCUUUGCAACCGGGAGAGUCAUACAGAGCCACCACCAACGAAGGCAGUCAAACCACUUCCCGUCAACUUCUCCUCUUGCGGGAUAUUCACUUGGGGCAGCAACUGCAACUGACCGAGAUACCCACCCGUUCACCCGUGAUCGCCUAAGUUCUACAGCCAGCGGUGUUGACCCUCUGUCAACGAAUAAAUCCCUGUCGAAAAAUACAUCUGCCCUCUCUCCUCGGAGCCGAGCACGUAACCGCCGCUCUCUUCACCGUUACGAUGAUGAUGGCAACGACGGCGAUGUAGAUGUGUUCGGGGAUGAUGAUUCGGACGGAGAGGAGGAAGAUGAGAUAGGGGACUACGGUAUAGACAACAAGACUCUUGCUAAGUACCUGGAUGGAACUCAUUGCUUCGAUGAGAUAUGCACGGAGCUUGAGGUAACCGAUAAAGAGCUCACGGCUAGGUUGAAGCGAUAUCCGCGAGAGGUUGUUAUCAUCCACUCAUAG
Messenger RNA from Nannizzia gypsea CBS 118893, 1770 nucleotides. RefSeq lists its product as hypothetical. The coding region runs from base 1 to 1770 and encodes 589 amino acids. NCBI's taxonomy places the organism in Eukaryota, Fungi, Ascomycota, Eurotiomycetes, Onygenales, Arthrodermataceae. Gene Ontology annotation, cellular component: GATOR1 complex; vacuolar membrane. Gene Ontology annotation, biological process: negative regulation of TORC1 signaling; positive regulation of autophagy. The record is from RefSeq and is a predicted model, not a curated record. Gene Ontology annotation, molecular function: GTPase activator activity. The transcript is spliced from 4 exons.